Molecule: messenger RNA, 1677 nt
Organism: Exophiala xenobiotica
Lineage: Eukaryota; Fungi; Ascomycota; Eurotiomycetes; Chaetothyriales; Herpotrichiellaceae
Exons: 1
Coding region: 96-1487 (463 amino acids)
Molecular function (GO): phosphatase activity
Source: RefSeq, a predicted model, not a curated record
UAUCUAUGGCGCACGACACCAUUUCAUACGCUACAAUUUGAGCUUGUCUAUGUGCACCAGCAUUCCUGUCUGAACAUAGUGUCCGAUGCCAGACAAUGGGUAAACCAAGGUUGAUCAUCCUCGUUCGUCAUGCACAAUCAGAAGGGAAUCGUGACAAAAGAAUUCACCAGACGACACCAGAUCACAAAGUUGGCCUGACAAGUGAAGGACAUCAACAAGCUCUAGAGGCUGGCCAGAAGCUCCGUGCUCUUCUUCGUAACGACGACACAUUACAUUUCUUUAUCUCGCCAUACAGAAGGACGAGAGAGACGACUGAAGGCAUAUUGAGUGGCCUUUGUUCAAAUGAUCCAGUGCCUUCAGCCUUCCAGAGAUCACACAUCAAAGUGUACGAGGAGCCCAGACUGAGGGAGCAGGACUUUGGCAAUUUCCAACCCGGCACUGACGAGGUCGAGCGUCUAUGGCGAGAACGAGCCGAAUAUGGACACUUCUUCUAUCGGAUACCCAAUGGUGAAAGCGGGGCGGACGUCUAUGACCGAGUCUCCUCCUUCAAUGGUUCGCUGUGGCGCCGAUUCUCAGAAGACACAAUGGCCAGUGUCGCCAUUCUCGUCACGCAUGGUCUCUGCAGCCGGGUGUUCCUGAUGGCUUGGUACCACUACAGCGUCGAGUUCUUCGAAGACCUACGCAACAUAAACCACUGCGAGUUCUUGGUUAUGAAGUUGGGUGCGAAUGGAAGAUAUGUCCUCCAAAACACACUACGACGGUGGUCGGACCUUAGAAGGGAACGAGCCGCAAGAAAGAGUAUAUCUCAAUCACCAGUCAACAUCGAGUCGAUACCCGUCAGGCGAUGGACCUCUACCCGGUCUGCUAACGACUCGACCGGCAGUAGUCUCCUGCCGAGGCCGUCACGGAAGAACACCGCAGACAUGUUCCUUGAUGAGCAUGAGAUCACGGAAGAGGUCGAAGAGAAACAACAAUCAGGCGCCUUGAAUGCAUCGCGGCGAAGCAGUACCAGUAGGAAUGAGAGCCGCAGUCGACUCCGAUCUACAAGCAACCUCCACAAAUCUUUAAACAAUCUGUCCUUGGACCCCGGGAAGAAGACCCCAAGCCAUGUCGGUCUAAAGGCAUAUCUGGGACGCGAUGGAGGAGGAUCGAGGUCAGGUGCCGGCUCGCCGUUCGGCUCAGACGAUGAAAGUGAGGGUACUCCCCAAGUAGAGUCUAGGCCGAAGACUUUUGACCGAAACCACCCUACGCCCAAAUUUUCGUCUUCCUCUUUGGCAAGGGCCUUGAGAGGAGAGUUUGGCGACCUUCCAAGUCGAUCUUUCGAUGACCUGACCGCUGUGGCCGAUCCGCUGGGCGAUCAACCAAGCGAUGCAGAAGUUGAGGAGGCUGAUCUGGACAUGGGCACUAAGGAAAGGGAACAGCGGGAAAUGGAGCAAAUCCUCGAGGAGGAAAGGCACGAACGCAGCCAUAGAGGUAGCGUUUAUUAGACUGCCUUGGUUCAGACGUUCACACCAUAAAUACCGACACCAGAAUGAAAUAGCGUGGAUACAAAUGGCCUUCACCUUGGAACUCGUUGCUCUUGCAGCCACUAUGGGAACGAUCAAUCGUUGAAGACCAAUCCACGCUUCUCGAGAGAUAGCGCAGCGCAGCACAACGCAAUGAAUAAUCGAAGCAAGC